Schistosoma intercalatum is the source of this 3255-nucleotide messenger RNA. The record is from the annotation of a GenBank genome assembly. Lineage: Eukaryota; Metazoa; Platyhelminthes; Trematoda; Strigeidida; Schistosomatidae.
AUCUUUCAGCGGGAAAUGUUAUGUGGUCGAUCAUCGGAUGUUCCUGAAACAAAAGAGGGUAUCUUGGACAAGAAUGAUGUUGUUAAAGGCAGUGCAAUGGAUGAAACUGGACAGCGCGAUUGGGACGAAAAAUCCAGGAUCCAGGAUGAAGACGAACUGUUAGGUAGAUCAGACGAAAAUCACGACUUGUCAUAUGAAACCCAUUCUAACGAAACCGGUAGCUUUAGUGAGUUCCACACUGCAGUUGAAGGCUUUAACGAUUCGGAAGAGGGGAGUGGUGAUUUUUCUAUCAACACGAAAAAAAAUAGUUUCGUCAAAACCUCUACCGUUACAUCAGAGGAUGUCGAUCCUUUUGAGGAUGUCACUUCUGCUACCAAUGAAAUAACCGACAGAAAAGCAAUUUCACCGAUUGAAUGGGACAGAGUUUCUGAUGAAGAAAGCGAGAAUAGAGACGAACUUCAUGCCGACGUCCCAGGUGAUGAGUUUUCUAAAGAGGAAGAAGCCCAAAACUCAGUUCGGUUUUCUGGUGUCAGAGGGCAUACCUGCACAAGUGAAAGAGGAAACCACAUUGAUUCGCGUCUUUUCCGUUCUACAAAGUAUUUUCUUAUCAAGAGCAAUAAUUUUGAGAAUAUCGAAAUAGCGAAGUCUCGGAAUGUAUGGGCUACGACAAAGGGCAAUGAGACAAGACUGAAUAAAGCAUUUUUUGACUACAACAAUGUUUUGCUCAUAUUUUCUGUGCGUGAGAGUGGUAGAUUUCAAGGAUUUGCGCGCAUUAUCGCCUCGUCAGACCCUCGGAUCAAGGUUGACUGGGUGUUAUCUUCACGUAUGAAUACAGGUCUCCUGAGUAAUCCUUUUCGAAUUAAAUGGAUAUCCAAGUCUGACCUCCCUUUCACAAAGACUGGGCAUCUCUUGAAUGCAUGGAAUGAAGACAAACCUGUGAAAAUCGGGAGAGAUGGUCAGGAAAUCGAACCUACAUGUGGCGAGGCACUAUGCCGGUGUUUCGGUAAAGAUGAACUUGGGGAAGAACAGAAACAGCCGAACACAGUUCAAGCUAUUGGCGAAAGAAUCAGUCGUAGAAACGCAUUUGAGAGACUUGGAAAAAUCGUUGGUCGCCAUGGUCAAACGAGUCAUAAUGGUUCUCGUGUUGUUGGGUUGAGCAAUCAAGACAACACUGGACUGUUGGGGGAUGCUACUGGGACAAACCAACGAUAUAUGGCAUCUACUGAACGAAGGAGCUUGAUGAAUUACCCUUCUAUAACACCUUUGAUCAACAACGAUGGUUCGCGGCUAACCUCAACGGGAACUACACCACUAUUGCAAGUAAACGCAGCUGCCGCUGCAAUGGCAGCAGCUGCAGCUAUGGCUGCAAUCAAAUCAUCUGGACCACAGUCAAUAGGUGCUUUUGCCCGAAGUGGAGCGAACACUCUCAAUCCCACAAUGAACUCCAGACUGCCCAUACAACCACCUAAUUUCCCUAACAUAUUCUCAGCCUUCCCAAAUUCAGGCGGUUCUUUCUCACGUUUGAAUGUAUCUAGUUCCUCUAACGCAACCCUGCUUCCGUUUUUACAACAACAGCAACUUCGUAUAUCUGGAUCAGCGGCGAAUGCCGCCGCAGGUGCUGUUCUUUCACAAGCAAUACAACAAGCUCGUAGCCUAUCCAAUCCUAAUGUGAUAAGUCGACCAGGAAUACCACUCAAUCCUGUGGCAAACAGUGUGCCUGUAAAAUCUCAUGCCGAAAGAAGUCGUUCGCGUUCUGCUAGCGACAGCACAGCUUACAGUUAUGCUCGUGAACGUAAUCCAAGGCAUCGGAGAACUGACGGUUAUGUAGAAGAAGAGUCUUCACGAUUUGAAACAAUUCGACGGAAGUCACAUUCCCCGAGGAGGCGUGAAAUAACAUCAAGGCAUGGAAAUUAUGAAAGACCUCGCGGGCAUAGAUCUCGUAGUCGAUCCAGUUCUCUCCCUAUUGAUCGUAAUUUAUUGAUGACUUGGGACUAUGACGACUAUGUUCAACAAGUUAGUCGCGGUAUGCGACCAAAUAUGUAUGGUGACUUGGGAAGUCGAGUUGCCGGUUCAAGUGCUUAUUUACAAAUUCCCCAAAGUCAUGAAAAUGAUCUGAAAUAUGAAGAAAAAGUAGAUGCGUUUUUACGUGGUAUUGGAUCACGUCCAAAAGUUUCAGGACAUGAUCACCACUACUCACGCAGUCCUAGCCGUAGCUGUUCAUAUAGUCCACCUCCACCUCAUCCCCACAACCGUCGUCGUGAAUAUUGCAGGGGUUCAUCAUCCUACUCCAGAUCCAGGUCUCCUUCCUGUCCAAGCAUACUUUUAUCUAAGGUUCGACGUGGAGAGAUAGAUCCUGAUGCUUAUCGUCACCGCCCACCAUCUCAAUAUUUAUCUCCCCGUAGGAGAGACCAUACAUGUUCUCACAGCCGCUCUCCUGCAAGCUUCGGUCGUGAACUUCCAGCACAAUGGAGAAAGCCUCCACAGGCUUCUGUAGCUCAUUCAACUGGAAAUAGACAACGACACCAGCAAAUAGAGGGGCGAGUUCCUUCACACCAAGCACGAUCCCCUCGUGUUGUCUCAAGUGGAGGGUCACGAACGUACACUACAAGCAGUCGUCAUCACAAAUAGCUGGUUGAUGUAGACUACGACUCAUACCAGGUAGCUUUUCAGUCUCCACAUGUACUUAUCUGUCGCAUGCAAUCUCAGUACUGCCCACUUCAACGUUGAUUGAGAAUAAUGACUAACCUGAAGUGAAAUGUAAUAAAGCGAAUUUUAAAUUCAUUCACAUUUACAAGUAAAGUACAGUAUUGAUUAUUCUGAUCACGUUGACCGUUCUGAUAUCAAACAGAUUAAUAUAUCAUCAGUGAGGGGGAGGUAUUGUGUUUUACAGUAUUGAAUUUUUCAACCACUUACCACUAAUUUGUAGUGACCUUAAGAACAGUUGAGAGCAAAUCCACCAUUCCUGUCGAUUUUGAGCUGUCACUUUAUGUAACAGUUGAUCGGAAUUAUUCCCUUCAUUUCCAUCAGCUACUUUACCUACCCUUUGUCAUUGACUUCAUAGAAUGAUGCAACGUUUUAGCUUGGCCACUAGUAGCUUCCUUGCCAUCUAUGAUUGCAAACGAGUAUUCGUUUUCUGUGUAAUGCAUGUAUCAGCCAGCUCAGUGGAUGAGAAUGUACAGCCUCAUCAACCAGUUCGGCAUUUUAUUUUAGAACCUUACGUUUAACCGCAACAUAAUUUACUGAGUUAUUUCGCCA